CCGAUCUGGCAGCCCUGCAUAGAUAAGGCCCCCGUACGGCAAGUUUCUUAACAUUUCGGCUUAACGUGCUUAAUUCAUAUAUUAAAAUUAGACACCCACGCAAGUGACGGCGCCCGCAAUGACAACGCCCACUCGUGCCACCCUCGAGAAGGCCCUGAAGAGUGACGGAAAGCUCCAGAAGGCCGCCGUCCAUAUAGUCAAGGAUCUGACGGAUGGCGCCUAUGACAUAUCGGUGCUGGCGGAGCAGUUGGGCUUUGCCCUGACGUCACAGGACACGGAUGAGCGGGUGGCUGGCACCAAUCUGUUGUCCACUGUGCUGGUCGCCCUGCCUGAGGAUCUGCUCCAGGAGCAGCAACUUGAGUUCCUAGCCACCUUCUACAUAGACCGACUACGCGAUCACCAUAAUGUGAUGCCAGCCAUUAUCGAUGGCAUUGGGGCCCUGGUCCAUAUGAAGGCUCUGUCGCCUUCGCUUGUCCCGAGAAUUUUGAAGUCCUUUUUCGAGCAUACCACCUGCCAGUCGCAGACUCGGGGCGAUCGCACCAAGUUGUUCAACAUUUUCAAGUACCUGACGCUCAACUUUAAGAAAGAGCUCCAGACGAUGGCUGGCGAUUUUGUGUACGGCCUGAUCAACUCAAUUGACGGCGAGAGGGAUCCCCGAAACCUGGACAUAAUCUUCAGCUUCAUGCCAGAGUUCAUGUCCACAUAUGAACUAUUGCACUUGGCGGAGGAGAUGUUCGAGAUCUUUGCCUGUUACUUCCCCAUCGAUUUUAAUCCCAGCAAACAGGAUCCGGAGGCGAUAACUCGAGACGCGCUGGCGGCCAAGCUGACCAAUUGCCUGGUGGCCAACAACGACUUUGCGGAGUGGACAGUGGUGCUGGCUGUGGAGAAGCUAGAAAGCGAGCUGUUGGUAGCGAAACUGGACUCUAUAGAACUACUGCACCAAGCUGCCUUGAAGUUUCCCCCCUCUGUUAUAGAACCGCACUUCGAUCAGAUUUGGCAGGCUCUGAAAGCGGAGACAUUCCCUGGAAACGACAACGAGGAGGUGCUUCGGGCUUCACUCAAGGCUAUUGCGGCUCUGCUGGAGCGCGCCUCGCACGUGCCCGACAUCAGUCACAGCUAUCAGAGCUCCAUUUUAGGCGUGAUCCUGCCCCAUCUCAGUGAUGUGAACCAGCGCUUGUUCCACCCAGCCACCGGAAUUGCGCUGGUUUGCGUGGCGGGUGAUCCGCAGUACGCAGCUGACAAGAUCCUCAACAGUUUUUUGCUCAAGCUCCAAGCCGCGGAUGUGGCCAGCGAACAGAAGGUCAAGAUCUAUCACAUCAUCAGCCAAAUUUAUAAACUAUCCGCCGCGAGGGAUUCUCUGCAAAAGCUGGAUACAACGAUACGGGAAUCUCUGCAGGACGACGCGAUCGCCUCAUUGCGGCAGAUUGAAAGAGAGGAUUUCGACGCCAAGCAGGAAGACCUAGAGCUGCAAAAGGCGGCACUCUCCCUGCUGAACGAGAGUGCUCCUGUGCUCAGCGAGAAACAGCGAGCGCUUGUUUACAAGGCAUUGGUCCAGCUGGUUAGCCACCCUUCCAUCGAUCUGGACUUCACCCCACUGACAGUCAGCUUGGGGGCUCUGCAGCCGGUGGAACUGCAGUCGAACUUUAUCGAUCCCUGCGUUCGCAACUUUGAGAUCUUUUCCAACUUCAUUAAGCGAAAGAUCUACGUGAACCUGUUGCCCCUGCUUCCUCAGAUGGCAUUUACCCAACGAAUUCUGGAGCUUAUCAUGACGCAGUUAUUCAAGAACGAUACUCCCGAGGAUGUGCGACUGCUGGCUCUGGAGGCUUUGAACAAGGUGCUCUCCCAGGAGGAUCAGCGCUUCAUCGUAGACCUGCAGCAGGAGUCGAACCUGCUGCACAAGCUCAUCGAUCUGGGCCAGCGGACGGAGAAGCUUUCUCUGCAGUCCCUAGAACAGAUAGCUGGAGCUCUGAGUAGAAUAACCCAGCAGCUGCCCCUUUCGGAGCAGAGCGCCAUCGUUAGCGAGUACCUCCCUGGACUGAACCUAAGUGUUUCCGCCGAUCUUUAUGUUGCCAAGGGCCUACUCGGCUACUUGCACAAGGACAUCAGCCUGGACGACCACUUUGAGCGGCUGCUGAGCGAUCUCACCCAGCUCUCGCUCAGCACAGACAACGAGCAGCUGCGUGUGAUCGCUCACCACCUGCUCUGCAGCCUGGUUAACAAGAUGGAAAGCAGUCCGGAGAACCGGUCGAAGGUUAAGAAGAUCACGCACCAGCUGAAGGAGGCGAUCAAGAAGGGCGACGUACGGGCGGUCGAAAUUCUGGCGUGGGUUGCCAAGGGCCUGGUAGUAGCUGGCUUUGACGAGGCCGCCGAUAUCGUUGGGGAUCUCUCUGAUCUGCUAAAGCAUCCCACUCUGAGCACAGCUGCUGCGCUGGGUUUCGACAUCAUUGCGGCCGAGUACCCAGAGUUGGAUCUGCCGGUGGUCAAGUUCCUCUACAAGCAAAAGCUCUUCCACACUAUUAUGGGAAAGAUGGGCGGAAAACUGGCCAACUACUGUGUGCAUCACCUGAAGGCCUUCGUCUAUGUGCUGAAGGCCACGCCGCAGGCUGUCAUCAAAAUGAACAUCGAACAACUGGGACCGCUGCUCUUCAAGAGUCUGGAGGAGCACAACGAGGCGCAGUCACUGUGCAUUGCUCUGGGGAUCUGUGAGAGGUUUGUGCAGCAGCAAGACGAGUACUUCCAGGGUCAACUGGCCCACCUGAUACCCAGCUGCUUGGAGCUGUCAAAAUACAAAGCCCAGCACACAAUGCAAGUUCGGAUUGCUGCGCUGCAGUUGCUCUACGACAUUACCAAGUACCCAACAUUCGUACUGCUGCCGCACAAAGUCGAUGUGACCCUGGCCCUGGCCGCGGCUUUGGAUGAUCCCAAGCGGCUGGUGCGCAACACGGCGGUUAAGGCCAGAAACGCCUGGUACAUGGUGGGGGCGGCCAGUGAGAAUUAGUCGAGAAACAAUAAAAUUUUUGUUACUUCUUUAAAGCAAAUAAGCGA
Messenger RNA from Drosophila bipectinata, 3045 nucleotides. Lineage: Eukaryota; Metazoa; Arthropoda; Insecta; Diptera; Drosophilidae. The record is from RefSeq and is a predicted model, not a curated record.